This is a messenger RNA of Plenodomus lingam JN3, 2016 nucleotides long. RefSeq lists its product as uncharacterized. Gene Ontology annotation, cellular component: plasma membrane. The record is from RefSeq and is a predicted model, not a curated record. Gene Ontology annotation, biological process: transmembrane transport; metal ion transport. Gene Ontology annotation, molecular function: cobalt ion binding; magnesium ion transmembrane transporter activity; cobalt ion transmembrane transporter activity. Lineage: Eukaryota; Fungi; Ascomycota; Dothideomycetes; Pleosporales; Leptosphaeriaceae.
AUGGCCGAAUCUCCGCACGAGACGCGCGUGCAGGAUUUUGCAGCGCCUGCGCCUUCGCCUGUCUCCCCCACCGACCUCGAGCGCGCCACUUCCGACCCCACCGCCGCUCCCCACCUUGCCAUUGACACCCACCCCGUCGACGGCCAGAGAACGCGAGGCCGCUCUGCCACCUCCACCACCGCCACAGCUGCCCGGUUCGACACCGACCAUAGCCCUUCUUCCGACCGCGCUUCCUUUGACUCGACCCUGCGCAGACGCAUCACCCGAUCGCACACCGUCCGUCAUUACCGCUCCCCGACCCGGCCCUACCAGCAUCAAGAGCCCGGAGCAGAACCUGGUGUCGACACCAAAAAGGACACGGCCUCCAAGUACCAGAACCUCCAUGCCGACUGUCAAAUCACCGUAGUCGACUUUUCCGACGAGAGGGUCGAGUGCUACGAGCUGGACAAUGACUCCCUCGAGGAGUUUCUCGCCCACCCAAAGGAAGACUGGGCCUCGUGUCGCUGGAUCAAUGUCAAUGGCCUCAGCUGGGAUGUCAUCAAAACACUGGGCAACCACAAGAAUCUCCACAGCCUGGCGAUUGAGGAUCUCAUGAGCACCUCGAGCCGCACCAAAGUCGAUUGGUACUCGGAUCAAGCCUUUUUGUUGCUCACCCUUUCCAAGCUGGUCAGAACACCAGUCGAUAGCGAUUCAGACAGCAGCGACUCGGAUUCCGACUCGGACGAGGAACGCAGACGUUAUGCCCGCAAGAUGCGCGAGGGCUCGCGCUCUCGACGACACAUGCAAAAUAAGAAAAAGAAGGAGAGGACGCAAAAGAAGCGAUCCUUUUUCAAGUCGGUCAAGGACAGGUUGACCCCCGGGCCCUCGGCUCGUCAGAGGAAAGAUGACAUGCUCCGCACCUUGGACGGCCUGGAGAAGCAGCUGGACGGCACCGCGCUCGAGAAGAUGACCAUUUCCACUUCCCCAGCCUCCACUUCUGUCCGGACCCUGCAACGCUACCGAGGUGGCUACAAUCUAGACCGCGUCGUCUACCUCGAAGAUCACUCGGCCCUUACGCCCAAACACCUCACCGUCAGCGUGGAACAAGUCUCCAUCUUCCUACUCGCCGACAAUAGCGUCAUCUCCUUCUUCGAGCACUCGGCCGACGAGGUCGAAGACAUGAUUCUCAAGCGCCUCCGCACGCCCGACACCAUCCUGCGCCGCAGCCAAGACAGCAGCAUGAUGGUCCAAGCCAUCAUCGACGCCAUCAUCGAUCUUGCCAUACCCGUCGUUGCCGCCUACGAAGACGCAAUGGGCGAGCUCGAACUCGACGUCCUCCAAGAACCCGAAAUCCACCACUCGCAACUCCUCUACCUCCUCACCUCGGAACUCUCCAUCCUCCGCAACACCAUCCAACCCAUCAUCUCCCUCAUCAACUCGCUCCGCGACCACAAGGCAGACCCCAUGGCCCAAACCCUCCUCCAACACACGUCUAGCGGCCUCGCCACCCGCAAGACGAUGAGCUCCAUCAACAUCUCCCCGCUUGCACACACGUACCUUGGCGACGUCGAAGACCACUGCAUCAUGAUCACCGCCUCGCUCGACCAAAUGCGCCGCGCAGCCGACAAUCUCAUCGACCUCAUCUUCAACAUGAUGGGCGCCUUUCAAAACGAGAGCAUGAAGAUUCUCACCGCCGCCACCAUCUUCUUCCUCCCCCUCACCUUUCUCGUCGGCUACUUUGGCCAGAAUUUUGAAAAGUUUGACGGCAUCAAGAAUUCGGAUUCCUUUUUUUGGGUGAUUGCGGUGCCGGUCAUGGUAGUUACGCUGCUCGUGCUGUUGAGCUACCGGAUCAAGCGGGCGCUCGUGCGGUGGGUCGGCAAGUUGCGCAGGCGGAGGGUUCGGCUGAGGGAGGCGAGGAAGAGGGGUGGGAGGGCGGAGCAGGGGUUCGAGGACCGUGAUGGCGGUGAGAGUGUGAGGGCGAGGAGGUUGAAGAAGAGGCAGACGUUGUAUACAAAGGGGAAUAUUGGCUCUUUUUAG